Molecule: messenger RNA, 2889 nt
Organism: Ambispora leptoticha
Lineage: Eukaryota; Fungi; Glomeromycota; Glomeromycetes; Archaeosporales; Ambisporaceae
Source: the annotation of a GenBank genome assembly
AUGAGCGCUGCUAAAGAAAAGUAUCAAGCACACAACGCGGGGCACACCGUAGUAGCUUACGCGAAAAGUACAAAAAAUAUAAUAACUGGUGGCAAUGACGGUGUCAUUCGCGUUUUUCCUCCCUGUGAAAAAGGACUAAUAGUAACGCCCAAAAGCAUAGAAUCAUACCAAGCCGGAACACGAUGGAUCGCAGUCAAUAGAGGAAAAUUUGUCGUUGCAUCCGAAGACAAUAGUGUCUGCCUCUUUAAUAUCAAGGAGAAAAAAUUUGAAACUAUUUUGUAUCGAUGUACGUUGCCGGCACGAAGUGUCGAUUUCACCGCUGAUGGAUCGAAAAUAGCGAUAGCGUCAGAGUAUGAAGGAUUCAGGAUUACAAAUGAAAUGGCAAUUCACAUUGUUAACAUGCUUAAUCCAAAGGAAGUAUACCAUCUAAAGGAAAAUACAAGUAGUGUAAAGGCAGUCGCGUUUGAUCCCAUGGGCGGAUUUUUGGUUUCUACUGGCUGUGACGGUUCUAUUAGAAUUUGGGACCUGCGACACGGCGAAGCACGUCAUGCCCAAAACAUAUAUGGCCAAAUUCCAAUGACGGAACCCGAUGAAAGGCAUUUUCCUAUUGCCUGGCAUCCUUCGUCAAAGUUUUUUGUGGUACCGGGAUGGCUAAGUGAUAUCAUUAAAGUUACCAAAAUCGACGAAAAAUGGAAGCAUGAGAACAUAUUUAAAGAUUGGUCACCUAAUGGUAAAUAUCUUGCAACGGCAGGUUUGGAUUCACAAUUAAAUGUUUGGGAAAUUAAAUCUCAACAACCUUCAUGGAGAUAUCGUACUGAAACUCCUGUGACUAGCUUAGUCUGGAUUUCCAACAAAACAAUAGCCUAUGUCGAUGGCGUGGGUGUUCUUCGAGUUUGGAAUCCUUUUGGAGAUGAAUUCUCUGAGUAUGAAAAUGAAGAAGAUAACAAAAUGAUUGAAGACGAAUAUUUUCUUGAUGACUUUGUAGUUAGUGAUGGCGAUGAUGAAGACAAACGGUUAAAUGAGAAACCACAAGCCAAUGUAAUUAGUGUUGAUAUGCCUAAACCUUUUCAUCCGGGAGCUACACCAUUCAGAAACAAACAACGUUACCUAGGAUGUAAUAUAUAUGGAUUCGUAUCGUCCUUGGAUAGUGACACCCACUCUACCGUGUUAGUUUCUUUUAUUGACCAGACAAUCAACCGAUCAUAUCAUUUCCGAGAUAUCUAUAACUUUUCCAUGUCUUGUAUUGGUCCACAUGGAGUACUACACGCAGCGAAAUCCAGUGAAGGGAACAAUGCGGUGAUUUCUUACAAGUAUAUAGGCGGUGUCUCCAGUAAAUGUGAAUGGAAUAUGAACUUGCCGUUGGAAGAGGAUCUCAUAGGUAAACAAAGCAUUGCUCUUAGUGCGAAAGGACCGAUUGUCGCCACCGAAGCGGGAUUCGUACGAUUUUUUGACAAUACCGGUAUUCAAACUGAUAUAUUUCAUUUAAAGUCUAUCAUUUGCAUGGCUGCACAAGGAGACUAUGCCAUUUUUAUUAGCGGUAUCGAAGGCAAAACACAAAGUUUUAUCAUUCAAACAGGACGAUUACCUAUUGACUCAAAAUCCCAGCUCAUGUGGGUAGGAUUUGCACAAGAAGGGUACCCGGCAAUAUACAACUCUGAUGGAUUGCUCAGUAUACUUUACAUGGUUCACAUUCCGAAUCAAUGUCGAUGGGUGCCGGUCCUAGAUACCAAACAGUUACCACAAUCUCGAGCAAACCUUAUUACGUAUUGGCCUGUUGGUCUUAGUGGGAACACUUUCCGAUGCAUCAUUUGUAAGAGAGGAGAAAAGUAUCCUCCGUAUCCGCUGCCGUCUAUAGAUGAAAUAACUCUUCAGAUUCCGAUUUUGCAUCUUGAGAAGACAAAUUGCCAGAUAGAGGAGAAAAUCAUAAGAACAAGAAUAAUGACCGACUUUGAAUACCAAGAAGCUGAAGCAAGGGGCGAACUUGAUUCGAGAAAAGAAGAAUUCCGUAAAAAAACUCUUGAAAAUGAUAAACCAAUACUUCAAUUAGUGCUGAAUGCAUUUAAAGAACAUAAUCUUGAGCGAGCAUAUAGUUUAGCUACAAUGCUUGGCUCCGAUAAAGGUAUUGAUGGGGCUAUUAUGAUCGCUGAACAACGUAAUCUCUUAGCAUUGGCAGACCGAAUUAGGUUAUUCAAGGAUGAAAAGAAGCAGCGAGAACAGAGUCAAGUUAAUAAUGAUACGCAGCCAGUAUACACGGUUAUUUCUACAAUUCAAGAACGUUGUCAAGAAACCACCAAGCUUUGUAAUCUCGAUCAUAAUUUAAGCAAUGAUAGCAAUAUGUACAAAUCCAGCCUAAAGAGAACACAUCACGAGUCAUCCGAACCUGAAGAAGCAUCAAAAGUUGCCCCCAAACAUGAAACAUCAUUGCCCUCAUCGUCAUCUAUUUUUAAAAAGAAAUCAUCAGAAAAGAAAGGAAAGAUCGCAAAAGACAAUCCCAUUGCCAAAAUGGCACACAUGGAUCCCGAAAAGAUGAAAAAUCUAUUUCAGCCAGUUAAAUCUAAAGAGAAUUCUCAGAAAGCAUCACUUACUUCUAUUGCUGAGAACGACAAAAUACCCAAAAAUAAAAAACAAUCGACACUUUUCGGGUACAGUGGAAAAAAAGAAGAUAAGGAUGCAAAAGAUAAUAAUGACCAAUCAAAAAUUACAAGUCAACAGGGUAAGGAAAAAGAUAAUGAUAAUGAUGGUGGGCAUGACGAUUCGCCAAUGGAUAUCGAUCAACAUAAUUCAGAGGAAAAAACUAAAUUUUUGGAAGAUAUUAAUAAAAAUGAUGAUGAAGCUUCAACAAAAUCAUCAUCACAGUUGGAUAUGUUCAAAUUCCAUGGAAAUACUUAA